CAGCGCCGCGUGCGCCCCGGGCGCGCCGUAGCCGCGGGGCCCCCGCCGGGCGCUACGCUACGGAGGCGGCGUAGGGCGGGCGCCGGACGCGGACCGGGUCCAGCCGGGUCUGGGCGUUCGGCGGCUUCGCCACUCGGCGCCGAAGGCCCACGGGGCAGCGUGGUGGUCGGCAGAAGUUGUGGGCCGGCCGGCAGGGGCGAGAGGGCCGGGGGCCGCGCCACCCAGGCCGCAGGGACGGAGGAGGCACCGCCGGGUUGCGAGGUCAUGGCAGAGGCCCAGGGACAUGUCUGAGCAGAGCUUCUGCACAGCGCUGCGUUGGUGCCACCAGGACAGGGCCUGCUGCACGGGUGCGGGGCGCUGGGGACUGUGGGAGGUCAGAGGUGGCCUAGUCCAGCACAGGGGCCCCAGGAGGAGCUAUGUGGAGCCACCCAGGAAACGCCAUCACACUCCAGCGGCUGCUCUGUACCCUGCUCUCGGGCUUUUCUGAGGUCCGGGGGACCUUCCAGUGGCUGGGCGAGGGGAUGUGCCUGGACGGUGCUAUAAGAUAUCUGGAGGGAAGCAGGUCGAUAGCUGCUGUCUGGAAGUGUCAUGUGAGUCUGCGCCCCGAGGAAGGUCGUCAUUGUGACUUGGUGCUGCUCCUGCUUUGUCACAGCCCAAACCUGAAGCAGAGGGAAUGCCUCCUUGAGCCAGCCCCUCCCCCCACAGCCUUCUCAGAAAAGUUGCCCUUUGGAAUUAAACUCAUGCAGGCAGACUGAGUCUCCAGGACCUUCUGCGCCUGCCUGGUGCCACCCUCCUGCCGUGUCACAAGAAAGACAGCAUGUCCUGGAGCCCCUGCCAUUCCAGAGGUGGUAGCUGCAGACCCUUCCCUCCCCCCACCCGGCUCCCAUCUGCCUCCCUGUGGGGUGAGCUGAAGGCUCGAGUGCCCCAUGUCCCGUGAAGCCUGCCCUGCUGCCAACAGAGCUGCCCGGGCCAGGGCCGCUGCUGCCUCCACUUGGCAAACAGAAACGUCCACACACACACGCCCGGGUCCAUGGCCACGGUUGGGGAGUGGUCCUGCACGCGCUGCACCUUCCUGAACCCGGCCGGCCAGCGCCAGUGCUCCAUCUGCGAGGCCCCCCGGCAUAAACCUGACCUCGACCAGAUCCUGCGGCUCAGCGUCGAGGAGCAGAAAUGGCCCUGCGCCCGCUGCACAUUCCGGAACUUCCUGGGCAAGGAGGCCUGCGAGGUGUGUGGCUUUGCCCCGGAGCCCGCGCCUGGCACCUCCCUGCUGCCCGCCAUCAACGGGGUCCUCCCCAAGCCGCCCGCCGUCCUGGUGGAGCCCAAGGGCAGCUGCCAGGAGGAGGCGGGUCCAGUGCAGAUGGAGGGACUCGUGGCCGCGGAGCCGGCUGGGGGUCGGCCAGAGGAGAAGCAGGACGGGGUGGCCGAGUCCGGGAGUGGCUGGGCCUGCCCCCGCUGCACGCUGCACAACACGCCCGUGGCCAGUUCCUGCUCUGCCUGCGGGGGCCCCCGAAAACUCUCACUGCCCAGGAUCCCUCCUGAGGCUCUGGUGGUCCCUGAAGUGGUGACCCCUGCCGGCUUCCACAUCACACCUGCCCCACCCCAGCCCGGGGAAGGCGCCGAGGCCGACCCUCCCUGUGCCGCCGACCAGGAGCCACCACGGCUGCUGCCCUUCAGCCCCUUCUCGCCCACCCUGCAGAACAAUCCCGUGCCCCGCAGCCGCCGGGAGGUUCCCCCCCAGCUGCAGCCACCGGUGCCUGAGGCCACCCAGCCCUCGCCCCCCGCUGGCUCCAAGGGGGCUGCCCAGGGCUCUGGGCGGACUGCAGCUGGGGCCUCCCGCUUGGCGGAGCUGCUGUCAGGCAAGCGGCUGAGUGCUCUGGAGGAGGAGGUGACCGAGGGUGGCCCUGGGCUGCGCCCCUGCAGCUCCUGCUCCGCAGCCGGCCCCACGAGCCUGUGCGAAGCCUGUGGCACGGCGCCAGGCUCCGAUGUCAUUGACCUGACCGGGGACACCGUGCGCUACACGCCCGCCAGCCCUUCCAGCCCCGACUUCACUACCUGGUCGUGUGCCAAGUGCACGCUCAAGAACCCCACCGCGGCCCCCAGGUGCACCGUGUGCGGCUGCUCCAAGCUGCACGGCUUCCAGGAGCACGGCGAGGCCCUCGCCCGCUGCCCCGACUGCAGCGCCGACAAGCCCGGCUCCUGUGCGGCCCACAAGGCCUGCCGCCUCUUUCCGGAGGCAGCGCCUGAGCGGCCGGGCCAGUGGGCCUGCCCCGCCUGCACUCUGCUCAACGCGCCCCGGGCCAAGCACUGCGCCGCCUGCCACACGCCCCAGGUCCUGGUGGCCCAGCGCAGGGGCGCUGCACCCCUGAGGCGCAGGGAGAGCAUGCACGUGGAGAAGCGGCGGCAGACGGACGAGGGGGAGGCCAAAGCCCUCUGGGAGAACAUCGUGGCCUUCUGCCGGGAGAACAAGGUGAACUUCGUGGAUGACAGCUUCCCCCCUGGGCCCGAGUCUGUGGGCUUCCCGGCGGGCGACAGUGUCCAGCAGCGCGUGCGGCAGUGGCUGCGGCCUCACGAGAUCAACUGCUCCGUCUUCAGGGACCACAGCCCUUCCUGGUCCGUGUUCCACACCCUCCGGCCCUCAGACAUCCUGCAGGGGCUGCUGGGAAACUGCUGGUUCCUGAGUGCCCUGGCAGUGCUGGCCGAGCGGCCCGACCUGGUCGAGCGGGUGAUGGUCACUCGCAGCCUGUGCCAGGAGGGCGCCUACCAGGUGCGGCUCUGCAAGGACGGCACGUGGACGACAGUGCUGGUGGACGACAUGCUGCCCUGUGACGAGGCCGGCUUCCUCCUCUUCUCGCAGGCCCAGCGGAAGCAGCUGUGGGUGGCCCUCAUCGAGAAGGCGCUGGCCAAGUUGCACGGCUCCUACUUUGCCCUCCAGGCGGGGCGUGCCAUCGAAGGCCUGGCCACGCUCACCGGCGCCCCCUGUGAGAGCCUGGCGCUGCAGGUCAGCUCCACUAACCCCCGCGAGGAGCCCGUUGACACUGACCUCAUCUGGGCCAAAAUGCUGAGUUCUAAGGAGGCUGGGUUCCUCAUGGGCGCCUCUUGUGGGGGCGGCAACAUGAAGGUGGAUGACGCUGCCUACGAGAGCCUGGGCCUGCGCCCCCGCCACGCCUACUCCGUCCUGGAUGUCCGCGAUGUCCAGGGCUUCAGGCUCCUGCGUCUCCGGAACCCUUGGGGCCGCUUCUCCUGGAAUGGCAGCUGGUCGGAUGAGUGGCCGCUCUGGCCAGGGCACCUGCGUGGUGAGCUCAUGCCACAUGGCAGCAGUGAGGGCGUCUUCUGGAUGGAGUACAGCGACUUCAUCAGGUACUUUGACUCCGUGGAUAUCUGCAAGGUGCAUUCCGACUGGCAGGAGGUGCGGGUGCAGGGCUGCUUCCCCAGCUCAGCCAGUGGGCCAGUGGGAGUGACAGCGCUCACCGUGCUGGAGCGAGCGUCCCUGGAGUUCGCCCUCUUUCAAGAGGGCAGCAGGCGCGCGGACUCUGCGGACAGCCACCUCCUGGAUCUGUGCGUCCUGGUGUUCCGGGCCUCCUUUGGCAGCGGCGGCCGCCUGAGCCUGGGCCGCCUGCUGGCCCACAGCAAGCGCGCCGUCAAGAAGUUUGUCAACUGUGACGUGAUGCUGGAGCCCGGCGAGUACGCUGUGGUGUGCUGUGCCUUCAACCACUGGAGCCCCGCCGCGCCGGGCCCCCCAGCCGCUGCUCAGGAGCUGCCAGGCCACGUGCUGGCUGUGUACAGCUCGAGGCUGGUCAUGGUAGAGCCCGUGGAGGCCCAGCCCACCACGCUUGCCGACGCCAUCAUCCUCCUCACCGAGAGCCGGGGCGAGCGGCACGAGGGUCGCGAGGGCAUGACCUGCUACUACCUGACUCACGGCUGGGCAGGGCUCAUCGUGGUGGUGGAGAACCGGCACCCCAAGUCCUACCUGCACGUGCAGUGUGACUGCUCUGACAGCUUCAACGUGGUGUCCACCCGGGGCAGCCUGCGCACCCAGGACAGUGUGCCGCCCUUGCACAGGCAGGUCCUGGUGAUCCUGUCCCAGCUGGAGGGCAACGCGGGCUUCUCCAUCACCCACCGCCUGGCACACCGCAAAGCGGCCCAGGCCUUCCUCAGCGACUGGACGGCCUCCAGGGGCACCCACAGCCCCCCACUCACUCCUGAGGUCGCUGGCCUGCACGGGCCCCGGCCGUUGUGACCACCCUGCCCUCGCCCGCCUGUCCCCCCCACAUGCACUUUAGGAGGGAGACCCCAACAGAGGAUGCUUGAACCAGAAUCUCAGGACCCUACCCAGGGAGCCACCAGGCAGGGGGCGCAGCCUCCCCUGGGCCUUCCCCCCGCCCUCCCUCCUGCCCAGGGCCUCCCACCCGCCAAGCAGAAUACCUCGAACCCGCUUCUAAUGUGAGAGGGCUGUGCCUCGAGGUCGGGUUCAGACCGCCAGGACUGAGCGAGGCUGCCCCUUGACUGUGGGCCUGGGGCCUUCUGCCUGUGGGAAGCAGCUAAGAGCUCCAUUCACAAAGCCAAAUCUGGGCAGGUCAGAGGCUGGGACCCCAGGGUAAGCAGGGACCAAUCCCUUGUGGGGGUCCAAGGCUGGGACCCCAGGGUGAGCAGGGACCAUACCCUCUGUGGGACACGAGGUCAGGAGCCUUCACUCCCCAGCUUGCCCCCAGAGCCCAUCUUCUCACUCCCCCACCCCCAUGAGGCAAGCAGGGGUCCCUGGAGUCCCAGCAGUGUGUCCCAGGAGGCAGGUGCUUGGUGACCAUGGGCUCAGGACCAGGGACGAGGAGGGUCCCAGCUGCCCCUCCGGCAACACUAUGCAAUUCCUGGAGCCCCCUCCAGGAUCGAAGCCAUGCCCUGGGGCUGCCGGGCACGAGCUGCCACUGGGUGAGGUGGUUUGUCCUCAGUACCACCUGACCUCUGCCAGGAGGACCAGGGUCCAGCAGAAAUCCUUGGCCAGUCUUGUCCAGGCACACGCAGGGUACCCCUUCCAGCUCCUCCCCUGCCUCAAGCCCAGGGAGCUGGGCUGCCUCCUGGCCCUCCUGCCCCAUGGCUGCUCAAAGUCCUGCAUCUGCCUGUGGACGUCCGAGGCCGGCUUCCAGCCGCCUGCCUGGCCUCGCUGCCCUGUAGCCCCCAGGCAGCAAGCGGCCCUGCUCACCGCCCCGCACUUCCCAUGGGGCUUGCAGGGUUUUUAUACCUGGAGAAACCCCAGGAAGCACUGCACUCCCCUUUGGGCCUCCUUUAUAUUUCCUCCUUUUACUCUGAGCUGUGAAUAUUUUUAACCCUGUACAUAUGGCCAGCUCUUCUGAUGCAGAGACUAUUUUAUCAGUCGGUCCCCAGCCCUGUAGGAUGAUUCUCCAUGGGUGUUUCCAGACUCAGGCUCCGAUGGACCAAAUGAAAUGUUUUGUUUUGUAA
Rhinolophus ferrumequinum (greater horseshoe bat) is the source of this 5451-nucleotide messenger RNA. RefSeq names its product calpain 15 (gene CAPN15). The record is from RefSeq and is a predicted model, not a curated record. Gene Ontology annotation, cellular component: cytoplasm. The coding region runs from base 1031 to 4237 and encodes 1068 amino acids. The transcript has 14 exons. NCBI's taxonomy places the organism in Eukaryota, Metazoa, Chordata, Mammalia, Chiroptera, Rhinolophidae. Gene Ontology annotation, biological process: proteolysis. Gene Ontology annotation, molecular function: calcium-dependent cysteine-type endopeptidase activity.